AUGGAAAACAGCACUAAGAUAAAACGUCCCAAAUCUCUAAUCAAGAAAAGAAAGAGUAUGCCAAGGUGGAAAGAGCAAGUGAAGAUUUGCACAAAUACAGGAUUAUUUAAAGGAUCUUUGGAUGAUGAUUAUAGCUGGAGAAAAUAUGGUCAAAAAGAUAUUCUUGGAACUAAGUUUCCCAGAGCAUAUUACAGAUGCAAACAUAGAAAUGGACAAGGAUGUCUUGCAACAAAGCAAAUUCAAAGAUCAGAUGAAGAUCCAACAACAAUUGAGGUUACUUACAGAGGAAGACACACAUGCUCUCAACCUAAGAUUUCAAAAAAGAAUUUUCCCUCAAAAUUAGAGAACAAGAAACUCCACAAUGAUCAAAAGAAUCAACCACAAACCCAAGGGGCUAAUUUCAGUUUGAAAGAUGAACUUGAAGAAACCAAAGAGGAAAAUUUCCAUUGGUUUUGUUUUCCUUCUCUAUCAAUUGGAUCAGAAAAUGAGACAAUAAUGGAAAGUUUUUCUGAUGCACUCAUAUCACCGGAAACUUCAAAAUCAAAUUUCUAUGGUUUGUCAGAAUACCAUUUUGGGUAUAAUGCACAAACUUCAGAAUCUGAUAUGAAUGAGACACUUUCAGCCACUACUUCAGAUACCAAUUCACCAAUACAUGAUUUGGAUAUCUUGCUAGAUAGAGGGGAUUUUGACACUGAUUUCCCUUUCAACACUCCUGAAUAA
Molecule: messenger RNA, 720 nt
Organism: Vicia faba (fava bean)
Lineage: Eukaryota; Viridiplantae; Streptophyta; Magnoliopsida; Fabales; Fabaceae
Source: the annotation of a GenBank genome assembly